CCUUGCAAUUAUGGAGUUUUAGAAGAAUAAAGUAGUGUGGAGAGGGGGAUUCCCCCUCCACACUUGAGGUAGUUCACUUUUGGAAUUUCCUAUGGACAAGAAUAUUUUUUAUAUAAGAUGGUGAAAUAAGACUUCUAAAAAUAUAUAUUUAUAAAUAUUUACUUGGAUCAAGUGCCAAACAUAGCAGUACAAAGAUUUCUAAUGGCAGCUCAAUAAAACUGGAUUUACGUCCUUGGAAUUACAAGUCUUUUAAGGCACUGUGUUGUGUACUGAAUUGGAGUGCCUUGAUACACUUAAGGGUUGUUCCCCUUAAGGAGAAGAGCAGCUUCAGAAGUGAAGAUGAGUUCUCUCAUGCCAGAUUGCACUUCAAAGUGUCGAUCUCUACAGCAUGCUUUGGAUGUUAUUUCUGUGGUAACCAGAGGAAGUGAAGGCCAGAUCAAGGCCUUUCUCUCUUCUUACUGCUACAAUGCUGCAACUAUAAAGGAUGCCUUUGGUAGAAAUGUUAUACAUCUUGCUUCAUCUUGUGGCAAAAAAGGUGUCCUGGACUGGUUGGCUGAGACCAAAGGAGUAGAUCUCUUGGCAAAAGACAAAGAGUCUGGAUGGACAGCUUUGCACAGAAGUAUAUUUUAUGGAUACAUUGAUUGUGUUUUGUCAUUACUGAAGCAUGGCGUUAGUCUGUAUGUUCAGGAUAAAGAAGGCUUAUCAGCCCUGGAUCUUGUGAUGAAAGAUAGGCCAGUCCAUGUGGUCUUCAAGAAAACUGAUCCCACAGAAGUCUACACGUGGGGAAACAAUAUAAAUUUUACUUUGGGUCAUGGUGGUCAACAGGGUAAACAUCAUCCUGAAUUGGUGGACCUUUUUCCUCGGAAUGGCAUGUAUAUCAAACAGGUGGUACUCUGCAAAUUCCACUCUGUGUUCCUUUCCCACAAAGGUCAAGUAUAUACAUGUGGACAUGGACAAGGAGGACGCUUGGGUCAUGGUGAUGAACAAACAUGCCUGGUUCCAAGACUCGUGGAAGGCUUAGCUGGCCAUCAAUGCUCUCAGAUAGCUGCCGCGAAGGAUCACACUGUUGUUUUAACAGAAGAUGGAUAUGUUUACACAUUUGGUUUAAAUACUUUCCAUCAAUUGGGUAUUCUUCCUCCUCCUACUAACUGCAAUGUUCCUAGACAGGUUCAGGCAAAAAACCUGAAAGGUAGAAUGGUGAUUGGAGUGGCUGCAGGCAGAUUCCAUACAGUGCUAUGGACUAAGGAAGCAGUGUAUACCAUGGGGCUGAAUGGCGGCCAACUAGGUUAUCUGCUGGAUCCUAAUGGAGAAAAAUGUGUAACUACACCUCGCCAAGUUUCUGCUUUACACCAUAAAGAUAUCUCUGUGUCCUUGGUCUCUGCAAGCGAUGGCGCUACAGUGUGUGUUACUGAAAGAGGAGAUAUUUAUUUACUUGCAGACUAUCAGUGCAAAAAGAUGGCUUCGAAACAGCUGAACCUUAAAAAAGUUCUUGUUAAUGGGGGAUAUUUGGAAUAUAAGGUAGAUACCCAGCAUCUUAAAGAAAAUGGGGGUCAGAAGAUUUCCAUUCUAGUGCUGGAUGAAGCUGGAAGAGUGUCUUGCUGGAAGUCAUCUAACAACUCCAUGAAGCAGUGUCGUUGGGUGUAUGGUCGGCAAGUCUUCAUGUCUGAUGUUGCUUUAAAUAGGAAUGAAAUGAUGUUUGUGUCACAGGAUGGUGAAGCCUUUACAGGGAAAUGGCUGGAAGAAGGGAAAAAAAUCUCAGAAAAGAAAGCAGAACUUGUAUCGAGCCUUCAGAAUUCUCCAUGUGAUGUGUCUUGUGAACAUGAUACGAACAGUGCGUAUGAAAGAAUUCGACUUCAGAAGCUUACUUUUGUCCACCGAGCUGUUAGUAUUGCCACCGAUCCUAAUGGUUGCAAUUUUGCUGUUUUACAGUCAGAUCCUAAAACAAGUCUCUAUGAAAUUCCAAGUGUGUCAUUAUCAAGUUUUGGAGAGGAUUUUGGCAAACUGUUAGCUGAAACAGAUGAAAUGGACAGCAUCCAUGAUGUGACUUUUCAGAUUGGCACAAGAACUUACCCCGUGCACAAAUACAUCCUGGCUGUACGCUCUGACUUCUUCAAGAAGCUGUUUGUUUCCAGUGACAACCAGCUAGACACUCCAGACGUCUGCCGUAAAGAUGAAGAUGCUGUUGGAUGUGAUCUUUAUGUAAUAGAGAGAGUUCAUCCAGAUCUGUUUGCAUACCUUCUGCAGUUCAUAUAUACUGAUACUUGUGAUCUUUUGACUCAUGGUUAUAAACCAAAAAUCCUGCAUAAAGGAAAAUCAGAAGAAUAUCAAGAGACUUUAAUUUCUAACCUGAGCAAAAUGAGUUUUGAUGAAAAUGUUAAUGGAAAGUCUGCAUUUGAGAUUUACAGAAAUAAUCAAGUGCAAGUUAUAAAUGAAAAACAGAAGAGCAAAUCUAAAAAAGGCAAAGUUGCUGGUGAAGAAGCUAACCUCAUAAAAAUGUUGCAAAGUGCUGCGAAGAAGUUUGGACUCAGCAAUUUAAGUGGAAGGUUGGAUGGAGUCAGGUUAGAAAAUGGAAAAAUUAAUGUUGUCAACAAGAAGAAUGGGAACAAACCAAAGUUAAAUCAGAAGAAAUGUUCAUACCUCUGCCCUGUGACCCUGAAAUCUUUAGAUGGAAAAGAAUUCCCGUGUCAUAAGUGUGUACUUUGUGCAAGACUUGAUUAUUUUCACAGCAUGUUAAGCAGCUCGUGGAUUGAGGCUUCCUGUUGUUCAGCUCUGGAAAUGCCAAUCCAUUCUGACAUACUACAGAUAAUUGUAGAUUACCUGUAUACAGAUGAAGCUCUUGCGAUAAAAGAUUCUCAAAAUGUGGAAUUCAUAUGUAAUGUUCUUGUGGUAGCAGACCAACUUCUUAUAUCCAGACUCAAAGAAAUCUGUGAAGUAGCCAUUGCAGAAAAACUUACUUUGAAGAAUGCUGCUGAGCUGUUGGAGUUCUCAGCAAUGUAUAAUGCUGAACAGUUAAAACUGUCCUGCUUGCAGUUCAUAGGACUCAAUAUGGCAGCUUUGCUUGAAGCAAGGACUCUGGAUGUCUUAAGUGAUGAAGUUGUAAAAGAUCUUUCUGUUUAUUACAGGAAAAUGAUUCCGGCUAUGGUCAGGAGAGUAAUUACUCCAUAUCCAGAUGGACCUGACAUAAGUUCUUUUGAGCCUGAAGAUGGAGAGAACUUUGUCUUUUUAAGGGAAGAAAUGAAUACAGAACAAAAUUCUCAGGAAGCCCUUUUCAAAAGAGCAAAAACUAAGGCAAAAAAGAAGCCACGAAAACGGUCCGACAGCUCUGGAGGAUAUAAUCUAUCAGAUAUUAUUCAGAGUCCAGCCUCUACAGGUUCAGUAAAACUGGAUAAAACUAACUCUGUAGAAUCGCUUCCAGAACUCUUAACAUCUGACUCUGAAGGUAGUUAUGCAGGAGUGGGUAGCCCCAGAGACUUGCAGUCCCCUGACUUCACGAAAGGAUUUCAUCCAGAGAGGACUGAGAUGAAGGACAAAACAUGCAGUCAGGGUAUGAAACCCUCUCAGCCUAACAAGGAGAUGAAGUCAUGCAAAGGAUCAUCAGUAUUGACACAGUCUGUUCCACAGUCCAUUCCCAGUGCCAAAAACAACUCUGCAAGCUCCCCCAAUUGGGUAGCAACCAGUUUCAGCCCGGCCAGCCCUCCUGCUAUGGAUCUAAGAACCAUCAUGGAAAUUGAAGAAAGUAUGCAGAAAUGUGGAACCAUGCCAAAGGCAAAUUCAGGCAGAAUGGCAUCUCAUGGAAUCAAGCUUUCUCAGAAGCAAAGGAAAAUGAUUGCCCUGGCAGCAAAAGACAAUGGAUCAGUCACUAGCAGCGCAGAGCCUACUACGCUAAUAACCACGCCACCUACAAAAGUUGCAAAGCUAGGGAAUGCAUGGUCAUCUUCAUUACAUUCUGCUUUGCCAAAGUCAUUCCGUGAUCUUGUAAUGGAAGAAGAAAAAUGUAUGAGUGCGAAUAAUUCACCCGGUAUUGGUAUCAAAAGAGCUGGAUAUAAAGGAACUGAGGAUUCAUCAGUCCAAAACACCAUAAGGUGCACCACUAGAAGUAGCCCAGGUCUGGAAGACCAUGUUCUGGAUUCUCCGCAGCUGGAGAGUCAUAAUCCUUGGUUAGCAGCAUCACCAACUAGCUCUCCUGUGAUAGCACCUGUCAUGUUUUCAGCUAUUGUAGAGGAAGAGCUCCAGCAAGAAGCUGCUCUUAUUAGGAGCAGAGAAAAACCUUUGGCUUUGAUCCAGAUCGAGGAGUGUGCUAUUCAAGAUUUAUUAAUCCACUAUGAAGCUUUUAACAACCCUGAUGAAUUUGUGACUGUUGAAAGGGCUCCGCAGGGACCUAUAGCAGCACCUAUGUGGAACAAGCACUAAUUUGUACUCUUCACAGUCCGUGUUACUUGACAAUUGCAUCAUCAUCAAGAUUGAAAGCAACCUCUGGAGAUUGCCCAGUCCAACCCCCCCUGCUCAAGCAGGCUCAGUCAGAGCAGGUUUCUUAGGCCCUGUCCACUCAGAUUUUGAGUAUCUCCAAAGUAACAGAGGCUCCACAAGCUCUCUGGGCAACUUGUUCUAGUGUUUGACCAUCCUCACAGUAAAAAGGCAUUUUUAUAUUUAAACAGAAUUUCCUGUAUGUCAGUUUGUGCCCUUUCUUGACUCUUGUCCUGUCACUAGGCACCACUGAGAAGAGUCCGUCUCCCAUCUUCUUCCCUGCCCCUCCAUCAGGUACUUACACACAUUGUAAGAUCCCCCCGAACCUUGCCUUCUCCAGGCUGAACAGUCCCAGCUCUCUCUGCCUCUCAUAUGUCAAUGCUCCAGUUAUCUUUGUGGUCCUUCGCUGGGCUCUCCAGUAUGUCCAUGCUCACCAUGAGCGUUAUUUUACCAGAUGUCUUCUGGAAAAAUAUUUAGGGGUAUUUUAAGAGUUUUAAAGCCUAAACAAUUCUGUUUAUCCCUGUUUACUAUAUAGUAUCGAUCGGUAUUCAUCUAGUGAAAUGAGUUGAGACUUGUGACUCACUACAUUCAAUGGUAAGUGGGUGUCUGCUGGUUUUAAUGAUCUUUGGAAAUGUGCCUGUGGACAUUACACUGGCUUUUUCUCUUAAUGGAUUUUUAUGAGACUGCCUUCAAAAUGAUGUGACUCUUUUCUUUUUAUAAUCCUACUUUUUUGUUUUAGUCUAUCAGAAUUCCUAAGACCAAGGAAAUAAGUAUAUCUAUUAAUAACCGUAUAGGGAGAUAAAAGUAUAACCAUUAAUCUGGCUAGAGAUCUUAUAUAUGUCAGCUGAGUGAAUAUUUGUAGUUUGAUUUCUUCUGGUUAUUUUUCCUAGAAAAAUAAAAAUCCCACGGGGAGGAUUUUCUAGGUAUUGAAACUCGCUAGAAUUGUUUUUACGUGAAACAGUGAUAUGCUGAAAUCAUAGUUUAAGUUGUUAUUGUCAGGUAUCCGUACCCAAACUUUGCAUACAAAGUAACAUCACGUUUUAGUUGUCUGUGCAACUCCUCUUUUGCAUCCAGUCUGCGUGAGGAACAUAUUCAGGGUUUGGGCAACAGCAUCCAGAAAUUCAGCCACCUAGUGCAUAUGUUAACCUUGCAUCAACACGAAAAAUCGG
Messenger RNA from Aptenodytes forsteri (emperor penguin), 5633 nucleotides. It is a transcript of the gene IBTK, whose product is annotated as inhibitor of Bruton tyrosine kinase. Gene Ontology annotation, biological process: negative regulation of protein phosphorylation. Gene Ontology annotation, cellular component: nucleoplasm; cytoplasm. The record is from RefSeq and is a predicted model, not a curated record. Bases 340 to 4410 code for a protein of 1356 amino acids. The transcript is spliced from 29 exons. Lineage: Eukaryota; Metazoa; Chordata; Aves; Sphenisciformes; Spheniscidae. Gene Ontology annotation, molecular function: protein tyrosine kinase inhibitor activity; protein kinase binding.